AUGCCUCCUAAAUUGCCUGGCUUCUAUUACGAUGAAGAAAAAGGCCGCUACUUUCGUGAAACAGCCGGCACUGGCUCACGGAAUGAUGGUCGAGAGCUGAAGAAGAGGAAGGUUGAAGAACAAAAGGUAGUCGCUGCAAAGAAUCUAAAAACGAGACGCAAGGAAAUAUACAAGCAAUAUAUAUCUGAGCUUUUUGAUCCCCUUGAACAAGAAUUUGGUAUCUCGAAUGCCUCACAUUAUAUCGAAGGACUAAAAAUCGAAGAUAGGUUUCAUGCCGAGUCAAAAUGCCACAAUACAAGGAUAGAUAGAUCUUUUGGAGUUGUUCCAUUGCACCAUGAGAUAGGUAAACAUAUCUUGUGUGAAAGCAGCUCGAAAGACAACUUCAGACUGGCCUUCACCUCUCGCAACUGUCAGGUUGAGAGUUAUGUUCACAAUUUCAGCGAAGGAAAUGAUUCUGGGAUUAUGGAGCUGGAUAAAUAUUUACCUGAAAACCUAGAAGUAAGUUUAGAUUCUUCAUCCGAAAAUUUUGGUUACAAAACAGUGAGACUGGAAGGUAGCAGCUUUGCUGCUAGAGGUUUAUACUGUCAUAUGGCUGAGAAGGAUAGCGGCCGGCACUUGUUCGUGACGGUGAAAAGAGGACAGAUACUGAGCCGCCUCAUAAGAACUGAACAAUUUGCUGCCCACCAGAAUGUGCAUGACUCUAUAGACCUGGGAGAGAUGUUCCUGGUAGCGGUUGGACCGUCGUUGGAGCUUUUCAGUUGGGAAGAGCGCGGAAGCAAAUACAAUAAAAAACUCCAAUUGUCUAAAAAGAGAUCAGAUAUACUAUGUCUGGCGUCUGGGGCUAGCGAUCUGGUCUCGAUCAAUUUAUAUGCGGGCUGUCGUGACGGCUCAAUUUACGCAAUUAAUAUGCGUCUCGUUGGAAGACCGGAAAUCGUCUCCAAGAAGUGCUUCAAAUUACCUGGUGUUCGUUCUAUACUGAGCAUGAAGACUACAGAUCUCGAAGGAAUUUUGUUUAUUUCUGCUAUAUCAAACGAUUCUCAGGUUUUGAUGAUGCUGGACAUGAUGUUAGACCCCGCUGAUUGUAUACUGGUAACGUUCAACACAUCAUUUUUCAAUAUGACAGAAGAGCAUGAAGUGUUUGAGGUCACUUCAGAUGGGAGAUUUUUGAUCUACGGUUCAACUGCCAGCCAUGAUGGACGCGGAGAUUACGAGUUGUUUUCAUCGAACCAGGCGGACAACCUUGUGCAUGAGAAGUCUGGAAACGGGAUCACAUUCUUCCCGCUUAGAACUCUCAGGAAAGAUUAUUUGAUGAGCUCCGAUCUCCAGGAACUAGGGCUGCGGUCCGUUGGUAUUGGGAAGCUUGAGACAAAUUGCUCAAACUUCUCUGGCAAUGAAGAAACUUACAAAGUUUUUAUGAUAUUACGAAGCGUUUCUAACCCCACAGCGAUGUUCUUGCCAAAUAUGGCCUUGAUGUCUACCGAUGUGAUCUAG
This is a messenger RNA of Torulaspora delbrueckii, 1491 nucleotides long. RefSeq lists its product as uncharacterized. Gene Ontology annotation, cellular component: Cul4-RING E3 ubiquitin ligase complex. Lineage: Eukaryota; Fungi; Ascomycota; Saccharomycetes; Saccharomycetales; Saccharomycetaceae. Bases 1 to 1491 code for a protein of 496 amino acids. The record is from RefSeq and is a predicted model, not a curated record. The transcript has a single exon.